AUGGAAGGUCAGCCUCGCUUCGUCAUCGGGCACCACGACGCUAAUAGGCCCAUCCCGGUGACAGUCGAGGCGAUUCAAGAUGCACAUGCCGCAGAUUAUGACAUGCUGACCAGUCCCAUUACAACGCCACAUUUCCAUUCUCGAGUGCUGACCCUGCUCUCGGCCUCUCUCUCUCACCACUCGGAGGAAGACAUCACCAAGACCAAGAACGCGUCUCCCGUCACCGUCCCCCCUCUCACUCCAGUCGACACUCCGCUGACUCCGGAUGAGUCAAUCAGCCAAGUUAUCGGUGUGACCAGUUCCUGGAUCGACCUGAGCUCCCCAGAUCCUAUCAUUGCCGAUGUGUCUCGCCAGGUUCUGAAACUGGAACUUGCCUACGCUGCUUUUUGUGGUAUCACCUACGCACUGAUCCCGGGCCCCCGCCUCCGCGGGCAAGGGGCUUCGGAGGCUGGCGUUGCCCAGUACGCGCGAGCGAUCAUGGAUGCAUUGGCUCAAGGUCCCUAUAUGCAGCUCUACAUCUGGCUGCCAAUGAUCAACCACUCGGACGACCAGACCGAUGAGAUGGGCGAUCUAGCUCCGUUCGCACGCCAGCCAUUCUUGGAUCCCGAUGAUGGCCAGACCCAAAUAUUGGAUUUGUUCGGUUCUUGGGAGGCCUGGGACAUGAUUAGAUCGAUAUGUAAAUAUCCUUCUCGGUUAUGCGUAGCCUUGGCUAUUCCCAAGCUCCUCCCGCCAGUUCCUAUUCAGUCACGGUGGUAUUCAGAACCCAUCCGGCUUCUAAGCCUGGACGCCAACACUUUUUCGAAGAAUGCGAAAGGCUAUCCUGUGUUGUCUCGAGCACACCAAGCCUUGGUUAGUCGCUUUAUCCGCCUCCGCACGGCGCCAUGGUUUCUUCUUUGCGAUGUUGGGGCGGUCCCUCACAAUAUCACAACCAGCACCGACGGGAUCCAUCCCCUAGCGCCUGGGGCGGCCGAUUUUCCUACGAUCGUUGAAGCAGCGGAGACUGGACACUUGAAAGACCGAACGCCUCAUCUUUCGUACAUGCGGAACCUUCAAACAAAACAACCCGAGCAGAACACACUGGACCGUUUCGGGGCCGGGUACCAAGACUACCUGCAGACACCACUGCAACCUUUGACGGUGAAUUUGGAGAGCAUCACGUACGAAGUGUUUGAAAAAGACCCCAUCAAGUACGCAUGGUACGAGCGCGCCAUUGCCCGGGCCCUACAUGACUGGAUCGAACAAGGCAAACCCACCUCCAACCCUGACGGUCGUGUGGUGGUGGCGGUGGUGGGCGCCGGGCGAGGUCCGCUAGUGACUCGGGCCCUCAAAGCCAGUGAGGAUGUUGGGGUGGAAAUCGACAUGUGGGCACUGGAGAAGAAUCCUAAUGCUUUUGUGCUGCUUCAACGCCACAACGAAACCCUGUGGAAGAACCGGGUCAAUCUGGUCAAGUCAGACAUGAGGAGCUGGCGUGGUCCAAUCCAGCUGCCACCGAAGGCGAAUCCACCCAAUCGGAUCUAUAACGUUGAGCUCGAGCGGGAGAGCGACCUGGCGCCUGGAGCAACAGAGGACAGGAAUGACCAUGAAGGACAGCCUACGUCGGCCCGCACGACAUUUACCGGAUCGCCGUCUCUGGACUCGACCUACCUUCUCGCUACCACGACACCUACAUCGACCGCAACACCAUAUAAAAUCGACAUCCUGAUCUCCGAACUACUGGGGUCGUUUGCUGACAACGAGUUGUCUCCUGAAUGUCUUGACGGAGUGCAGCACCUUUUGAAUCCGAUCCACGGCAUUUCCAUCCCGGCCUCGUAUACCGCACAUAUCACGCCCAUUGCGGCGCCCAAGCUGCACGCCGACAUCACGCACGGGAUGAGCAGUUCGAAUCCCGACGCAGCAGAGAUUCCUUACGUGGUCAUGUUGAAUGCAAUCGACUACUUGAGCGCCACGACACCGCCUGAAGCCCCACAGCAAAGCUCACCAGCCGAGACACAGCCCGCCCCGUACUCGAAAGCCCAUACGCGGCAACAUACACAGCCGUCUGCGACGACGCCUCCUUCUCCAGUUCCCGUGAUCGGCACGACGUGGUCCUUCCAGCACCCGAACCCAGCGCUGCCCAGUGGCUCAGCCUCGUUCUCCGACCCCAGCUCGCACCUACACUCCGAGCCAGCACCGAGCAAUGCACACAAUGCGCGGACUAGCACAUUGACAUUCCCGAUCGCCAAUCGCGGGACGUGCCACGGGCUUGCCGGGUAUUUUGAAACCGUCCUGUACAAAGGCGUGGAAUUGUCGACCAAUCCGAACACGAUGGACGCCAAGAGCGAGGGAAUGAUCAGCUGGUUUCCAAUCUACUUUCCUUUGAAGAGUCCCAUCUUUUGCCCCGACGCCUCGGAACUCACGGUGACAAUGUGGCGCAAGACAGACGACCGGAGAGUCUGGUACGAGUGGAUCGUCGACGUCUUCAUCCAUGUGCCAUUGCAUUCGCAUUCCCAUUCCCCUCCACUGCGACCAGGGGCCUCUUCCACCGCGAGAUCGAGACGAGUCCGUAUCGGAGGUAGCGCCCUCCAUUCGUCGGAGAAGGAGGCUUGUUUGAUGUGA
Messenger RNA from Capronia epimyces CBS 606.96, 2595 nucleotides. RefSeq names its product protein arginine N-methyltransferase 5. The transcript is spliced from 5 exons. Lineage: Eukaryota; Fungi; Ascomycota; Eurotiomycetes; Chaetothyriales; Herpotrichiellaceae. Gene Ontology annotation, cellular component: nucleus; cytosol. The record is from RefSeq and is a predicted model, not a curated record. Bases 1 to 2595 code for a protein of 864 amino acids. Gene Ontology annotation, biological process: peptidyl-arginine N-methylation; regulation of DNA-templated transcription.